This is a messenger RNA of Nelumbo nucifera (sacred lotus), 1754 nucleotides long. RefSeq names its product UPF0481 protein At3g47200-like. Lineage: Eukaryota; Viridiplantae; Streptophyta; Magnoliopsida; Proteales; Nelumbonaceae. The record is from RefSeq and is a predicted model, not a curated record.
UUCCUUCUUCCUAUCGAUUGGAUCUUGUUAUAUAAAGGUGCGAUAGUGUGGGCAAUUGCAGCGAGUCCGCUUGUUCUGAACAACUUUUCCUACCGUGUUGAGAGAGAGAGAGAGAGAGAGAGAGAGAAUGGAGUCUCGUAGCAACAGUAGCAACCACGAUAAUGGUAGUACAAGCAUAGAAAUAGUGGAGUUGGACAGUGGAAAUGAGGAAGCUGAACUGAAGAAGAAGCCGGAAAACAAUGAUGUAUACUCGCUUUUGCAACGAGGUCUGAGAAGAAAGAGUAAAACGGUAAAUGGAGAAAGGGAAGAGCAAUCCCAAAAGGUUUGCAUAUUUAGACUCCCUCAGGGCCUGGCUGAUAUUGAUUUCAAAGCCCACGAACCAGAGAUUGUGUCGAUAGGCCCUUUCCACCGGGCCAAAGAAACCCUGGUAGAAUUCCAGGAUCACAAGUGGUAUUUCCUUGAUUCCCUACUUCAGCGAUCAAAGGAUUUAAGUGUAUAUAUUGAAGCCAUGAAGAUAAGAGAGAUGGAAGCAAAAAAGUGUUACUCCGAGAGAAUCAACAUGUCCAGCACGGAGUUUGUGAUGAUGAUGUUACUCGACGGUGGCUUCAUUAUUGAGCUCUUGCACCAAGUGCGCGGGGUAACUGGUAUGUGGGACGAAAAUAACCCAUUAUGUGCGAUGCCCCAUUUGAUCCCGGUGAUCGCGAGAGACCUCCUUAAGUUGGAGAACCAGCUCCCCUGGUUUGUUCUCCAGGACUUAUUUAAUCUCUCGAAGGUUACAAGGGAUAUUGAUUGUGACCCUCUGAAUCUGCUUGCCUUAAAAUUCUUCAAUUUAUUCUUCCCGAGACCCCUGGACAUUCUUAAGAAGAGCUGCAAGUUGGAUGGUCGUCAUUUACUCGAAUUGUUUCACUUAAGCUUCGGUGGGUUGAUGAUGAAUCAUACAGUAUUCCGGGACCCCCAUUCCUCAGACGAUUCAAUCUCUUAUCAAGAUCAGUCCAUCCUCCAACUCCAAUGUGUAACUCAGCUCCAACCAUCUGGGAUCAAGUUCAAGCCACUGAAGGCCAACAGCUUCUUGGAGCUCAAUUUCAGAGGUCCGAUGCACUUCAAAUUAGUAGGGCAGAACUGGUACCAGCGGCCACGCUUCAUCGACAGGCUUCUCUUCCCUAGUCGACUACUGUUAUAUGUGUUCCUGAAAAUGAUAUCAUAUUUCAGAAGUGGGGAGCUACAAAUCCCCCCAAUAACCAUUAACGAGUUCACCAGCACACUCCUCAUAAACUGUGCUGCCUUUGAACAGCAUCCCGGACGCUAUGCUCAUCACUGCUUCACAGAUUACGUUGCGUUCAUGAGUUGUCUCAUCAAUUCAAGCAGGGAUAUCAGCAUUCUCUGUGUCGCUGGUAUUAUCUCAAAUUUCUCCGAGAGCGAUCGCUAUGUGGCUCGUCUAUUCAACGAACUGGGUAAGAAUGUGGGGUCCAAAACAAGAUACUCGUAUCUAUCUGGAAUAUGUACGCAAGUGGACACGUACUACAACAGUUACCCAGCGAUGUUGAGACGUACCUAUUUUCACAGUCCAUGGUCAUACGUCUCCGUCUUUUAUGCCAUUCUCCUCAUCGGCUUCACCAUUGUCCAGACGCUAUAUGCUGUUCUUUCUUAUCUUCACCGUUCUAACUAGUUCCAUGAUUCUAUAGUGUGAUUAAGAUAUUUUAUAUGGGAUAAUCUGGUGUCACAUGAAUAAAAGUUAAUUUUGGUUUUUAUAUGUA